Molecule: messenger RNA, 7717 nt
Organism: Lates calcarifer (barramundi perch)
Lineage: Eukaryota; Metazoa; Chordata; Actinopteri; Centropomidae
Product: kinase non-catalytic C-lobe domain-containing protein 1
Biological process (GO): small GTPase-mediated signal transduction
Molecular function (GO): guanyl-nucleotide exchange factor activity
Source: RefSeq, a predicted model, not a curated record
GUGUGUGUGGGGGGCGGGGGGGUGAGUGAGUGGAGUGAACUAUCUUGUAUCUGUAUUCAGUUCGGUGGUUCUUUGGUUCUUUCAACAAACCGGACACAAAGCUAAAGCCGCUGAAGCGUGAUACAGCUCAGAUCACAGGAAUAAGGAGAGAUAUUAAGGGCUAAGUGAUGAAUAUGAGUCACUCAAACUGCGCUGUGAACGGAGGCGUGGAGCCAACUGUAGCAUGCAGACAACAGCACCCUCCACUCUGCCAACACUGACUCCUCCACCGGGAGGGGAGGACUCAGAAAACUGCAGCUCAUGAUCGCCUUCGGUGUGUCGCCUGUUCCUGUGGAGGUGUAGUAGUCAUGACAGCCUCAAACACUGGCCAGCAUCCCCCCACACCACCACCGCCUCCUCCUCCUCCACCACCUCCUCCUCCUCGAUUCAGGCGCAUUGCCGUGCUUCCCCUGUUUUCUCCGGCGUUGUUUUUGGACCCGAGUGUCCCGCAGUGACCAUCGACUGCCUGCUGGAUUGCAGCAAGUAGUCGACCUCCGCUUGUGCUCGGUGUACCGAGAGAGCUCAGGCAUGCCAUCUGUCUCCGCUGGCAACACUGGUGUCUGGACCGUAAUUCGCUUCACUACUUGAGGGAAUCAAAGUUGCUGCAAUGGAGACUUCGGGGACUGAUGCAGCUCUCACACACUUGGGGAAAGCUGAAGACAGAGACGGAUAUUAUGAUCUGGAACAUCUGCCCCCGCUGCUGGAGGAUGAGGAGAAUGUGUCCCUGGCAGACAUCCUUUCUUUGCGGGACAGCUGUUUGUCUGAGGAGGAGGUGUGGGCGGUGUGUGCAGAGUGUGUUCUGGCCCUGCAGAGUAUUAGACCCUCCCACCUCUUCCAUACCCUGUGUAUAACUCCAGACACGCUGGCCUUCAAUGCCCAUGGGAAUGUUUGCUUCAUGGAGCAGCUGAGUGAUGAUCCAGAAGGCUCCUUCGUGCCUCCUGAGUUCGACAACACAGGCAGCACGUUUGAGGGCCAUGUUUACUCUCUGGGCUCUACGCUCUCUGCCGCACUGAACUUUGUCAUCGAGCCAGAGCUGGAGGCUGAGCUGGGAGAAGAAAUCCAGAAGCUGCUGGAGCAGAUGCAGGAGGAAAAGCCCGAGGACAGGCCUCUCCUGCAGGACAUCCUGUCUCUGGCUGAGGCUCGGCUGUCUCAUACCUCCUCUGCAGCUGUGUGCCGGAAACUGUCUUCUAUUGGGCGACGGGUGCUUUCCAUUGAAUCUGUUUCAACAUUUCAAGAUGGACAUGAAGGCUCCUGGGAGGCGAGAUGGCAGCAUCCGAAACCCAGAUGUCUGCUCAGAAGACUGAGCUCAGAUGAUAAUACCAAAGACCUGUGCAGUGACAGUUCUGUCAAGGCAAAUGGUCUGUCCAGGCAGCAGGUGUGUGGGGGCUGGGAUUCCUCUCUCUGGGCAGAGGAUAUGGACCACAGUGAAGGAGAUGGCACAAUCUUGGCAGAUGAGAUGGACUGCAGGUCCCACAACAGCUCCCCAGUGAGGAGGAGAGCCCAGCAGAGGCUGAACAGGGUGAGGGGGGCUCUAAACCGCUCCUGUUCUGUCCCGGACUCCAACAACCCCCCCUGCCUCUCCCCUCCAACACAUGGAGAUAUCAGUAUACCAAUAUCUGACCUCACUGAGAUAGGAGCAGAUGAACACUUGAGCUGCAAGUCCAUGUGGAGUAACAGACUUCAAAGACUCAACCGGGGCAAGUCCUGUGAAUCUUACCCACAUAGCAGCGCUGAGGAUUAUGUGAACUCCGUUAUGGAUGUCCCAGAAAACAAGGAUGCUGAAGAGACUUUGUGCAGUGGAGAAACAAAGAGCCAAGAGUGCCAUGAAUGUGAAUCCAAUGACUGUGUCCAGAGUUUAUCAUCUUCCUGUCAGGACCUGGACUCUUCUGGGGACCAGAGCUCAUUGAACCAUGGCCUCUACAUUCCUAAUAACCACAUGACCAAAAGCAUGCUGUGCCUGAAUGAAGAAUCUCAGGAUGAGUGGAUCUCUCUGAGAGAGUUACUCAGUCGCUGUGGAAGGAGGCUGACGGUUAAUGAGCUGUGGGCUCUGUGUUACACCUGCCUGUCCUCUCUGCAGACCUACAUUGACUUUCCAGCCUAUUUAUGCCUAGACACAGUGUACGUGGGCUGCGAGGGAGAGGUGCUUUUUUUGAAACCUAAAAACAUAGAUGAAUUUUAUCUUGCUCCUGAAUAUCAAGAACAUGGCAUUGUGACUGAGAAGGUUUGUGUGUAUGGCGUUGCUGCUAUUCUCUGGGCCACAGCCAAGUUCAGUUUAUCACCUAAUCAAAAACUGGCGAUGCCUCGCAAACUGAAGAGACUGCUGCUGGAGAUGGCAAAGAGGACGCCCAUCGAGAGACCGACCAUCAUUAUGGCUAAAAAAAGCUGUCGUGACUACUUAGCACGUCAAGGGACAAACGCUGAGACUGUGUGGAACAACAUCAUCAGCAGAGUUCACCCGCCAGUCACAGAAUUCACCGAUGCAGAAGAUCUGAGUGCAACUGAAACUCUCCACAGCUCAUGUGAAGAGUCUGCACAGAACAACAGUGGCUUUGUGCCCAUGGCCACUGAGAGCCGACUGGCUCCUGUGCCUGGCCCUGUUCCCCACAGCUAUCCAGUCAGCAAGGAACUCCAACUCCCAGAAGCCUUCACCUCCACAGCCACACACUUCACCCCCAUCAUUCUGACCAAUGAAGGGGACUCAGAGGAGGAGAGUCAAAUCCUUGGAGCUGCCAUUGAAGGGACUGUGGAUGGAUUCACAAAAACCAGUGAACACAUCGAGGAAAGAGAUGCUGAUUUCACUUCACACACUGAGUACCCAUAUCCUGCACACACUGAACCCAGUCUACACACAGAGGAGCUGCCUGCUCAUCAGGCAGUCAUAACCACAACUUCUACAACUUCCAGUGACGAGAUACAGGUCAACUCUUCUUCUGCGCCCCCUGAUGUUUCCUGUCUUGAAGUGUCUCUUCCUCCUCCAUUAUCCACUAACCUCAAUAGUUGUGGUGUCUUCAACAAUUACCUCUUCCGUCAGGAUCCCACUACAGGACAUCUGUCUUUAGUGCCUGUGCAGGUCAGGGCUCCAGAGUCCCUCCUUGGGCUGGAUAUAAAUCUCUCUCUGGUCCCACAGCCUUUGCAAGGACUAAUCACAGUUCCAGAGAACGCUGAGGGUCCGUUUAUUAACUGUCUGAAUGUACCUGUGAGACCUGAACCCCAGGUGUAUGACCCACCGUCAUAUUUCAGUGGUGGCUCCAUCAUUUCUGACAGCCCCCUGGAGCACAGUGGACAAACAAAUCCAGGAACACAGCGUGAGAACCGGUCUCCUUCAGAGUCCAUCUCCCCCAAAGUCCACCCUGCCUUACAGGAGGUGAUCGACCUGCUCAAGGGAGAGUUUUCACUUGAUGGGUAUUUGGAUAAUGGACAUGAAGACAUUGCAAUGGGGGAGUACAUCUUCUCUCUGAAGGACCUCCAGUACCACACGUUCGCCAGUGUUGUGAAAGAGCGGUUCAGUGAUCUGUACUGGGAAGACGACUUGCUGGGUGUUUUACACUGCCUGGUCAACUACAGCCCAUCCUCACUCGACUCUAACGAGCAGCCUCCAUCAAAGGCUGAGAAAAGGGCAGCCCUUACCCCACCCUUGAUAGCAACUGUCUGGAGAGAGAAGAGAGAAGUUUGUGUGCACGGCCAUCUUGAUCUGAAUGGAAACAUUCACACUUCCAGUCCUGCUGCUGUGGAUUCCUGGGAAGAAACUGAGGCCCCGUCCUGUCAUGGAGAAAAUGAGACGGCGCAUGAGGAUUUUGAAUUAAGAUCGGAGCAGAGUCAACACUCUAUCAGUCAAGGCGUGAGCACGGACGGUUCAGACGCAGGGGUCAUGGAGGGAGGAGAUCAGUCAGCGGGGGGCAGCGAUGAAAGCCCCUCUGAAGCUGAGUUUCUGUCGGGCAGAGAGGAAGGGCUGCCGGGAGCCCACGACGAGCAGAUGAGCCCCGACUGCUCCGAGGACAUGGAGGACAGUGACUCCCUGGUGUCAGAGCGACUCGUCUCGCCUGGAUCCAGAGCAGAGGGACCGGGCCUCAGCUUCAGCCCGACCUGGGCCUUAGCCUUUUUUGGAGAAGAUUGUUUUAGCACAGAAGUGAUACAGUAUGCAAUGAAUCUGGGACAGCACACUGGAUCACCAUGUCUAGAUGUGAAAACACAGGAACUACAGCAGCAGCUGAUAAUUGAAACAAGGAAUCUGAAGAAAACUAGAAAUUUCUACCAGAAGCUGAUUCAACAAGAGAGAAAAAAUAAAGGUUCUGAGAGCAAACUGAUGCUGUCCAAACUCAAGUCCCAGCUUGAGGAGCUCAGAUCCAAAGUGGUCUUCUUGGACUGUGUGAAGAAAUACCUCGAGAUUCUGAGUGUGGACCAGUGGGGUUUGGAGGUUUCAUUAGUACCCUCUUUGGCUGUCUGUGGACCUGGCUCCUUGGACCUCCAAUCCUCUGAGGAUCCUUCUGUUCUGAACUUUGGCUCCAGCAAAGGGAAGAGCACUCUGCAGGCUGGGUCUCCUCUGGGCCUCAUGGCUUACCUCUACACCAGAAAUGCUGCAGUGGAGGGUUACAUCCAGCAGUUCCUCUACACCUAUCGUUUCUUCUGCAGCCCUGAGCAGUUACUGCACUUCAUUAUGGAUAAAUUCAUCAGUGCUGUAAGAGAAGGUCCAGACAUGUCAGCAGACACUGAGAAGAUCUUCCAUCGCAGUUUGGACCUGCUGCAGUUCUGGAUAACAGACUUUAAACAGGUGGACUUCACACCAAAGUCCAGCCUUUUGGACACGUUAGAAAACUUCCUCAACACCGAGGUGAUUCCUGUGGACAGCCGGGGGGAGGCUCUUCUUGCUGCUCUCCACAGCCCUCCUACUACAACAUGGAGUCAGGGAAGAGGAAGCCUGAUCAGCCUAGAGGAGGAAGAUGAGUCUGUGUGCUUGCAUUCAUCCACAGAGGAUCUUGGAAGAAAAUGGAGGAUCUCAAGAGUGGUGGAGCCCUCUGCAUCCCUGCCUAAAGAGAAGGCCUUCUCCAUCGCUGCAGCUUUGCCUAUGCCUUGCUACAGCUCCCUGGUGGACGACCUCUCCAACGUCUGUCUGCACGGUGAGGAGCGACGCCCGUUCAGCCAGAACGAAUACAGCGCGCAGCACAUAGCCCAGCAGCUGACCCUCCUGCAGCAGGAAAUGUUCCAGGGAUGUCAUCCAGUUCAUUUCCUCAACUCCAGAGUCCAGGGAGUCAGGGGCAAAGUCUCUGUCCCAAACAAGAACGUGUCCCAGCACAUCCCACCAGCAGAGGGCAGUAGUCUGCUUGAAUCUGAGGGAACGCCGUCAGAUGGCCACCUCCAGCGGCUGCUCACAUAUGCUGACAGUGUCACUAACUGGAUCUCCUCUGAAGUAGUCAUCUGUGACUCCGCCAAGACACAGGUUGCUUUGCUGACCAAGUAUCUGUGGAUAGGAAAACACUGCUAUGAGUCGAGGAACUUUGCCACAGCCAUGCAGGUCCUCGGAGGUCUGGAGAAUGUGAUUGUCAGGCAAUUACCAGCUUGGAAACAUCUGUCUUCCAAGGUGUGUGAGAUCCUGGAGGAGCUCCGAGCUGUGCAGGUGUUUCUGAAGAGUGACGACCUGUGUCUGAUGGGAGGAGAGAACUCGAGGAGGAGGCCCACCCUGCCGUCUGUGCACAUCCUGGCCAUGCACGUCCAGCAGCUGGAGAUCGGAGCCUUCACACUCACUACUGGAGCCUUCAAGUGGACCAAGCUCAGGAGCAUAGCAAAGGUUGUGAGUCAGGUGCACGCCUUCCAGGAGGCAGUAUACUCCUACAGCCCUGACCGGGAGCUACAGGCGUACCUUCAGCGUCGCAUCACCCGGCUCGCCACCUCCGACAUACACCUCUUGGCCUCCGACAACGAUGCCAACUUCCAGCAGUCCAGCGAGCGACAAACACGGAGGAUCCAGGACACGCUGAGGAGAGUAAAGGCCACCUUCCAGUGAGCCCUCCCCCAGUCACAUUUCAGAGCCCUGAGUGAGUCACCGCCAACAGGUCAACACCCCAUGUCCAAGCCCAGGCUGAGGCUCCAUGCUCCAGGCGAGACCCUCUGAUGCCUCUGUUGUUCUGGCAGCAGAGCUUUGUAGACUGGAAAAGCUUUUCUGCCGUUGUAUGUCCACUGUUUGUCAAACAGCCCUUAACUUCAGUCAGUAAUAUCAUUUUAGACUCCCAGGCAACCUUUAUAACUCACACCCUUUAGAUCACACAGGUUCUGCUGCUGGUCUCUGUGGGUUUUGAUAUUAGCGUUUCUCUUCUGCAAAGACAAAAGUCAUGGAUGAUUCUUGCAAUUUGCUUCCUCAGCUCAUAAACUGACAUUUUCUCUCAUUAUUUGUGAACUGACCCUUUAAUUUAGCUGUUAAGGACUCCAUAUGAUCAUAUGUGGACUGAACAUGGCAGCAGAGCUAAAUGUGUGUCCAACAUCAAGGCUGGGUUACCCACAGGGCCUGAGAAGCCCAGCAUAAGUGGUAAUGUGUUUAAAGUGUUUAAGAAUAUGUACAUCAGCUGACAUGAUGAGGGCCUUAAGGUGGAAUUCUCCUUUUUAAGCUGAGUCUAUCGACCAGUCCGUCCAGACUGAAUGAAAUUUUAAUUUUUCCGUUUCUCCCUGCACCGUGUCAGACUGUGAUGAAUGUUCAGCUCGCUCAACCAAGACAGAAUUUUCAGGUAAACUGUCCAUUUCAAAUUCACCAUUUUUGGUGAUUUGUAAAUUCUCUUCUGCUGCUCCAUUACUGUGUAAUUGGUCGCAGCUCAAUGAACUAACAGCAGAAACAGCGCAGAGGUUUAAAAAAAGUUUCUGUGGUGGAAAUAAAGCUAUGAAGAGGCGAGACACAGUCAUCAUUUAAAUGUGGGGAUAUCGGUGCAGGAGGACAUUCAUAAUGUUGCACUCUGUUGUACAACAAAUGACUAAAAGAUGUUCAAGCCCUGGCUCCUUUCAGAUAUCAGAAGGGUGUGAAGGGAGGGAGUUUCCAAAGCUGCUCCAACCAUCAGCCAGUUCUGAUGGCGUUUACCUUGUUACCUAAACUUGUGGCCGGUCUGACUGGUCUAAGAUCAAGAUCUUAUUUUAAGACCCUCGUCAUUUCAGCUGAUACAGUGGUAUCAUGGGGUGGGGGGGUGGGGGGUCCCGGCAGGUUAAUCCAGCCUCGUUAAACAUUCUAACAAAAUAUAUUUGAUGUUGCUGAAUUGUGUUUGACUUGUAGGAAACAGACAAAAUAAUGCAGAACAGUUUACUGAUCAUAUGUUUUAGCCAAUCUGUUUGUUUACCAAUUAGUUUAUCAAAUGAGAUUUAUAUGACUAGACUGGUACAUUAAUAUCUAAUAUUAAUUCCAUUUAAACAGCACAACGUGAAGUAAUUUCAUUUAUUAUCAAUAAAGUGUUGUGAAGGGUAAAAUCUAGACAAGCUUACUGUCAUGACAAUACCUUACCAUUACAGAGAAAAUGACAGAACAUAAUGAGAUGUCAGUGUGCAAAAUGUUAUUUGAGGAAUGAUGUUCAGUCUGUGUCUAUUUUUCUAUUUUCCUGCCCGCUCUCUCUCUCCCAUGGUUUUCUGCCCUGAGACACACCGUGGAGAUGGAAUGUGACAUGCUAUGAAGAUUUGCUUAAUUUAGCCAAAUAAAUGAGAUUUUAUAAGC